CACUCACAGACUCACACUGAGUUACAGAUGGUCGAUAAGUGUAUGGUGAAAGAUAGUUAAUUAUUGCAAGUACUUGUUCUUAUUGAGGUGAAAGAGAAAGCUUCCUUCCUUGCAAAACCGGUUCUGCAAGUACCGAAUUCAUCAUGUCUGAGCCGCGGAAGAAUCAUCUCACCAUAGAUGGGGGGCAGCCGAAGGACGACGAGCACGUCGCUACUUAUAAGCCCAUCCCAGAGGCUGAUACAGAGUUCCGCUCGUCAAAGUCCAGCCUCCACAAGUCCAAGGAAAAGGUCGACGAGGCUGAGGAGAAACUUCUAGAGAAAGAAGACGAGGCCAAGAUCGUCACGCGCGUCGACAUGGCCGACGCCAAGUACGUCGUCGGCGACCACCGCAACGGUGACGCCAAGAUCGAGCUCGACGCCAACAAGAGGCAAUUCUCCGGUCUAACCAAAGAGGAGCUGAUGAAAUACGCGGACGACCCGUUCUGGAUACGCCUGCGCUGGGCCAUGUUCAUCUUAUUCUGGGCGCUCUGGCUGUGCAUGUUGGCCGGCGCCAUUGUUAUCAUCGUGCGGACGCCCAAGUGCGCCCCGCCGCCGCCCAGGGAGUGGUUCGAAAAAUACGCCCUCAUAGAAUCCGACGGCGUCCUACCGAGCGAAAGCGAUCUGGACCUGCUCCAUAACUCUCAAGUCGGCGGCGUGUUCGCGCAGUUUGCCUGCGGGGCCGACGCCUACGAGUUGCUGAAGACCAAAACCUGCCUCGACCAGUUCAAGGACUUCAUCGCUAAAGCCAAAAAACGCAGUGUCAAGGUGAUCGUGGACCUGAUCGCGAACUACGUGCCCACCACGCACGAGUGGUUCGUCAGGAGUCAGGCGCGCGAGCCGGGCUACGACAACUACUUCAUCUGGCAUGAACCCAAGGGGUACAAUGGAACACAUCCGAACCCGCCUAAUAACUGGCGAGCGGUGACGAAUGAAGGUGCUUGGACGUACAGCGAGGCCCGAAAAGAGCUCUACCUCAGCCAGUACGGCGCCGGCAAGGCGGACCUCAACUUCCGCAAUCCUGACGUCGUCAAGCAUUUCGAUGACGUCCUGAAGGCGUAUAUGAAAGAGGGCGCUUCUGGUGUCAGAUUGUCGCACGCGCGUCUACUGCUCGUGUCUGCGUCGUUCCACGACGACCAGUUGCUCGCCAACACCGACAAGACGCCGACCGGACCCACGCCGACCUACGGCGACUACAACUUCUUACGCCACACUCACACCGCCGACCAGCCGGAGCUAGACGCACUACUGGCGCACUUCUCGCAGAUCGUAGAUGAUAACGCUGCGGAACCUGGAGCCAAAAAAUCCGUGUUCACAAUAAAGGAGACUAACGAGAAUCACUUCCAAGAGCUGUACUUACUGGCGCACAACGUGUCAUCUCUUCGGCCACCAAGUGCCGCGGCCAUCAGCGUCGACGUCGACCCCGCCGUGCUCGCCAACAAGACCAGCGUGUCGACAGACAAGUUCCGCAAGUGGCCCGUGCUACAGCUGACUACAGCGGACGCGUUGUCCGGCGGCGGCGGCGCCGAGGUGGCGGCGCUCGCGUUCCUGCUGCCCGCCGCGCCCGCGCUCACCGCGCCGCAGCUGCGGCAGUUCAACGUCUCCGGGCACGCCGAGAGCUCGCUGGGCCGGCUGACGGCGCUGCGCUCGGAGGCGAGCGUGCAGCACGGCCACACCAAGAUGGCCGCCGUGCCCGCGCGCAACUCCACAAGGCAGCUCGUCGCCGUCGCCAGGUGGAAGCAUGGGCACACGGGCUACAUAGCGGUCCUCAACCCGCAGCCGCAGCUGCUGCGCGCCAACCUCUCCGCCAUCCACGUGUCCGUGCUGCCCGCGCAGCUCGACGUGCACUACGUGUCGCACGAGGUGGCCAACCAAACUGGUUACGCGCCCAACAUGCCAGUGGAGUGCGACAACGUAGUUGUACCCGCCAUGUCUUCGGUGGUGCUCUCCUUCGUGCCGAAGAUCGCCGAGUAACUUCCACCCGCUGGUUAAGACGCUGGCCGCAGUGUACGCGCGGCGUUUUGGUUGCAUUUCAUUUUUGUACCGUUUCAAAAUAUAGUAUGAUCAUUA
Cydia strobilella is the source of this 2105-nucleotide messenger RNA. RefSeq lists its product as uncharacterized. The record is from RefSeq and is a predicted model, not a curated record. Bases 144 to 2009 code for a protein of 621 amino acids. NCBI's taxonomy places the organism in Eukaryota, Metazoa, Arthropoda, Insecta, Lepidoptera, Tortricidae. Gene Ontology annotation, biological process: L-alanine import across plasma membrane; carbohydrate metabolic process; L-leucine import across plasma membrane. Gene Ontology annotation, cellular component: apical plasma membrane; basolateral plasma membrane. The transcript is spliced from 12 exons. Gene Ontology annotation, molecular function: L-leucine transmembrane transporter activity; L-alanine transmembrane transporter activity; aromatic amino acid transmembrane transporter activity.